UCCAUUGCAACAAGGAAUCGGUGAACAACGUGGGCAUAAAAUUCAUUACUAUAUGGAAACUAAGGAGGGAAACAACGAGAGUGAAUCUCCGGUGCUUUUGAUAUCUCAGGGCCUUAAGUUUAUGAAACAUAUAAUCUACAAUUUAUUUGAGAAUGAAUUUCGCUACUUAAGUACUCCGACAACGAGGAAAAUAUUGAGCGACAAGAAGGUUCUAGGUUCCAGCUCCAGUUAUGGAUGGUUGAGCUUAGUGCAACCGCUUGGUGAUGGUUGCGACUGUUGUCUUUUCAAUCCAAUAUCCAAGGAUAAAAUCGACCUCCCGAAACUAGACAACGGGGACAGUUACAACAAAUUUAUCAUGACCAAACGCCCCACUGAACCUGAUUGUUACAUCAUCUUCAGCAGCGAGCGCCAUGAAUUGUCUUUCUGUCGGAUUGGAGAUGAAGAAUAUGUGAAAGUGCCUUUAGACGGACAUGAUAUUGGUUUCGAUGAAGAAGGAGGCUUCAGGGCUGAUUUAAUGGCGAUUGUAUGUUUCCGAGGUAAGAUUUACGGCUUUAUAGAACCUAACAAAUUCGUCACGAUUAAUUUUGUGGACAAGAGUCUCGAGUAUGAAAGGCCGGUAACUUUGAUGAAUGAAGACGGCACUUGGCCUUGGAUUAUUCCACGUGUUUCGAAUAGCCGAGUUAAUGGCAUAUGGUUGAUCGAAUCUUUCAGUACUGAUGAGCUCUUGCUUGUUCUGAAAACAUACCCGUGCCUAACUGUCAAAGACAGUUCGGAAUUUAGGGUUUUCAGUGUAGAUACGAAUGGAAUGACGUGCAUGGAGGUAGAGAAUAUAGGCAAUCGGACAAUUUUUGUGACACGCGAUGAUGGUGGAUAUUGCUGCCCUACUCCUAUAGGAAUUAAACCCAACUCCAUUUACUAUACAAAUAUCAGAGACCGGAAUUACAAUGUUUUUGAUUUGGAAGAUAGGAGCAAAACUUCGAUGCCGAUACCCGGUGGAGUUGCAGUGUGGUCGAAAGCCGUUUGGGUCCAACACCAAAUGUUCAAGAAUUUUAUGCACAAAAUAUAAAUAUAUGAUUUUUUUUAUUUUUUUAUUUUUUUUACUUAAUGAUAGAAAUCUAUGACACUUGGUUAUUCUUGUCACAUUAUUACUCAUUUUUACUUGCUGUUUUAAUUUAUUUUCCAGUCAUUAUUCCUUCAAAUUACGAAAAUCGCCAUUGUGUUAAUGGAAACGCACACCAAAUCCCUCGUGUGUUCAUUUUAUUGCGUAAAAACUUAUAGUACGAGACAAUUUUUUUUCCUUCAUAAGAUGCAUGCAUUUUUAUUUAAUUAUACUUGGAGCCCGUCCUUUCAUCAAUAACUUUUCGACUUGAAAAUAUAUGCUAAAGAGUAUUAGCAAAAUCAAGAAACUGAAAAA
Molecule: messenger RNA, 1414 nt
Organism: Erythranthe guttata (spotted monkey flower)
Lineage: Eukaryota; Viridiplantae; Streptophyta; Magnoliopsida; Lamiales; Phrymaceae
Source: RefSeq, a predicted model, not a curated record